AUGUCCUUCGACGCUGACGUUCUAGUUGUUGGAGCCGGCCCUGUGGGCCUCAUCAGCGCGUUGACGCUCGCCAUGAACGGCGUCAAGGUGCGCAUUGUGGAGAAGCUGCCCGCGCUAGCCGUUGGGCAACGCGGCGCGGGUAUCAUGGUGCGCACCAUGGAGACAUACCUUAUGCUUGGUAUUGCCGAUGAGAUCAAGGCCGCGGGCUCUGUCGUCGUGCCUGUGAAGCAAUACGAUGCUGAAGGGAAACCCUUCGAAGAAUUCAACAUGAUGGAAAGCCUGAAGAAGGCGCCUGGCUUACCCGAGACGGAUCCCUGGAUAUUCGGUCAGGAUGGCGUGUGCAAGAUCGUCUCUCGGCGCUUGAAGGAGCGGUUCGAUACCAACGUCGAGUUCGGCACUGAACUUACCAACCUCGAGCAAGACGAGACGGGCGUCACGGCCACAGUUCAGGUGCAGGGUACUACACAGACGAUUCGUGUCAAGUAUGUGGUUGGAGCGGAUGGAGGGAAAGGUGCUACUCGCCGCUUUACGGGCGCCCAGCUGAUCAGUCAGUCGGAUGCAGAGGGCAGGAUGCUCAUCGGAGAUCUGGAGUUGACUGGGUUUGAUACGAAGCACUGGCAUCAUUUCGCGGACGGGAAGGGUAACAUCCUCGCCGUGCGCCCAGUACCCGAAGAACCCAAGUUGUUCUUCAUCGUCGCUUUUGGUCCGGACCUCGACAUUGCCAGGGCGACUACGGAUAUAGAACAUCUUCUCGAUUGGCUGCACAAGUUGACGAAGCAUACCGAUAUCGCCAUUAACAGGGUCUCUACCUUGGCAGACUGGAGGCUGAAUGUACGCAUGUGCGAGAAGUUCCAAUCUGGAAGGAUAAUUCUGGCUGGCGAUACUGCCCAUCUUCAUAGCCCAACCGGCGGACAAGGCCUCACUAGCGGUAUCAUGGACGCGAGGAACUUGAGCUGGAAGGUCGCUCUCGCAUGCAAGGGAUUGGCCUCGCCUAAGCUACUCAACUCUUACAGCGAAGAGCGCGUCCCCGUUAUCAGCGACAUGCUCAAGAUCACAACCAAGCUAGCAACCGCAACCUUCAAGGCUAAGCCGGAUGCAGAGGCGUUCAAACGUCCGACGAAUCUGGCCCAGAUCGGCGUACACUACCGCUGGAGCCCGAUCGUGUACGAUGGCCUGCGCGUUGGCGAUGCGCAAUUCGAGAGUACGAACCUCUCGCCGACGAGUACCUACGGCAGCGAUGAAGAGACGCGCGUACAGGCUGGCGAUCGUGCGCCCGAUGCCCCGGGUCUCGUUGGUUCUGAAGGCGAGACGACGCUCUUCAACCUCUUCAAUGUUGGUCGGCACACUGUCAUCGUCUUCGAUCCCAGCCGCACCGCUGCGAUCCGCGCCGUCGUCGAGAAGUAUCCGAAGGAGUGCAACAUCGAUGUUGUGACGGUUUUGCCGAAGGGUUCAGAGAAGCAGGAUGGUGCACUGGUGGACUCACAAGGUCACGCUGCUCACGGGUAUGGUGUGGAGGCUGGUGUUGCUGUUGCUGUUGUUCGUCCGGACGGAGUCGUUGGCGCGCUCCUCAAGGCCGAAGACGACGCCGACAUUUACUUUUCCCGCGUGUUCUCAGUCUGA
Peniophora sp. CBMAI 1063 is the source of this 1620-nucleotide messenger RNA. NCBI's taxonomy places the organism in Eukaryota, Fungi, Basidiomycota, Agaricomycetes, Russulales, Peniophoraceae. The record is from the annotation of a GenBank genome assembly.